CGGAGAGGGAGAGAGAGAGGUGGGGAGUCAGGCGCCAUUUUAUUGGAGCAGAAUUGUGGAGGUGAAGGGUUUAUUGGAAGAAGGCCGAGAAAGCGUUGCUCUUUGACAGACUAGAGGAGACAAAAGUCUGUUCACAAGUUCACACAAGGAACGGGUUACGGGAGGAGAUGGCGGUGGAUAGGAGAGACGAUAAAGAUGGUGAACUUAAUGUCCUUGAUGAUAUCUUGACUGAAGCACCUGACCAAGAUGAUGAAUUAUACAAUCCAGAAAGUGAGCAUGACAUGAACGAGAAAAAAGGACCAAAGAGAAAAAAUGACCGAAGUGAAAAUAACGAGAGCAAAAGGCCAAGAUCUUCAAGUCAUUCCACCAGAAUGGCUGUUCGUCGAUCUUCAGCGGGCAGUAGCAAAAAGCCUGUGAAUUCAAAAAGUAGGCAUACUUCAGAUUACAAGAAUGAGGAUUACCACUAUGAGAGAAACAAAGACAGCAUUGAAAGGAAAAACCGUUCUGGAAGAGGAAGCAGCUCUAGGGAUGUUCAUAAGACUCAUCAUGAGAAGACUAAGCAGCGACGCACCAGUGAUGGAAGCGGAAAAGCAAGCCAUUCUUCUAAAGAAGAAGGAAACUCUGAGUAUGGCUCUGAUCAAGAGACAAGGAGCUCUGCGUCUUCUGAACAUAACUCUGAUGAAGAAAUGGAAGAAGAGGAGGAAGAGGAGGAGGAGGAGGAAGGGGCUGAAGAUGAAAAAUUGGAAGAGGAGGAGGAAGAGGAGGUGGAGGAGGAGGAAGGAGAGGAGGAGGAUGAGGAAGAAGAGGAGGAGGAGGAAGAGGAGGAGGAAUAUGAACAAGAAGAUGCAGAUCAACGGGAAGGCAAUGAACAGAAUGAUUAUGACACUCGAAGUGAGGCCAGUGACUCUGAAUCUGAGUCUGUGUCUUUUUCAGAAGGUGAAUCAGUUCAGUCUGGAUCAGGAUCUGAGGUUUCAGAUAAGGAGAAAAAAGAGAAGAAGCGGGCUAGAGGGAUUUCUCCAAUCGUUUUUGAUAGAAGUGGAAGCUCAGCUUCAGAAUCAUAUGCAGGUUCUGAAAAGAAGCAUGAAAAACUUUCAUCUUCUGUUAGAGCUGUUCGUAAAGAUCAAACUAGUAAGCUAAAGUAUAUUCUUCGUGAUGCAAGGUUUUUCCUCAUUAAGAGCAACAACCAUGAAAAUGUGUCCUUGGCAAAAGCAAAGGGAGUGUGGUCUACAUUGCCAGUAAAUGAGAAAAAACUAAAUGCAGCAUUUAGAUCAGCCAGAAGUGUCAUUUUGAUAUUUUCAGUGAGAGAAAGUGGAAUGUUUCAAGGUUUUGCUAGGCUUUCGUCAGAAUCUCAUCAUGGGGGAUCACCGAUACACUGGGUUUUGCCACAAGGAAUGAAUGCAAAAAUGCUUGGUGGGGUAUUCAGGAUUGAUUGGAUUUGCAGAAGAGAGUUACCUUUUACAAAAUCUGCACACCUCUCAAAUCCAUGGAAUGAACAUAAACCUGUGAAGAUUGGACGAGAUGGCCAGGAGAUAGAACCAGAAUGUGGAACACAACUUUGCCUUUUGUUUCCUCCUGAUGAAAAUAUUGACUUGUAUCAGGUGAUUCACAAAAUGCGUCACAAGAGGAGGAUGCAUUCUCAGCCACGAUCAAGGGGACGUCCAACUCGCAGAGAACCUGGUCGGGAUGUGGGAAGGCGUCGGCCAGAGGAAUAUGACAUGCACAGCAGAAAAAGACCAAGGAUUGACUAUCAACCAGAAUUUCCUCAGAGACCAGAUACACUUUUAACAAGUAACUUCAUUCCCAACAGACGAUUUUCUGGAGUUAGACGUGAUGUGUUUCUUAAUGGGAGUCUUCCCUGCUGGCCACCCCUAACUGGAGCAGCAGCAGUUGAUAAACCGGGCUCACUGUCUUACAAUGAUUAUAUGCGUGAAUUCCAUCAUAACAUUGGACCACCACCACCUUGGCAAGGAAUGCCACCAUAUCCAGGAAUGGAACAACCACCACAUCAUCCUUACUACCAGCAUCACCAGCCGCCUCCUCAAACGCAUCCUCCUUAUUCUGGACACCAUCCAGUGCCACAUGAUGCAAGAUACAGAGAUAAGCGAGUGCAUGACUAUGACAUGAGAGUGGACGAUUUUCUAAGGCGUACUCAGGCUGUGGUGAGCGGACGCAGGAGUCGUCCCAGAGAAAGGGAACGAGAUCGAGACCGUGACCGGCCACGUGACACACGUAGAGACAGAGAGCGUGACAGAGGCCGAGAAAGGGACCGGGACAGAGAACGAGAACGAGUACGGGACAGAGAGCGUGAAAAGGAGCGGGGUCGGUAUCGAAGAUAAUCACCUGCAAAAUUUGGAAACAUUUGUUUACACUAGUGAGACCUUACUCUGAAGUUACCCUUUUAAAAAUAAAAGUGAAGUAAUGUUUUUGUUCUCAUGUUACAAUGUGUAUGAUACUUUUGCCCACGUAUGUCUAAUGCAUGCAGUAUAACAAAAACUGGAGGAGGUAACCAAAAAGAGAAAUCUGGAUCUUUUGUUUUAAAUGUGGUAAAGAACGGUUGAGGUGAAUAAAAUGUAUGUAAAUAUUUUUUAUAUUCUGUUAAUUUUAAUCAUUUUUCUAGUUAAGUGUUUUUCUCUUUAAUUUAGUUUUGUCCAUACUGAAAACAGCAGAAUGCUCCCAUUUAUUCAAACACAUCUUUGAUGAUAGUAAUUGCACACCUUUAAGUUUAAAUUUUGCUGCUAGUCAAAGAUGUACCUGUACAGUAUGACAAAGGCAGUGUUGUAGAAAGCUUUUUUUAAGUUGUAGUUAUCUAUGAUUUUGCCAGUGUUAAAUUAAAAUAUUAACACUCUAUUGCCAUAUUGCCCAGUUAAUAGCAUCCUCAAUUUUGUCAGAUCAUUGGUACAUAACUUUAGCCCCAAACACGUAUACGUCUUGCAGAGUUGUGCUUUAGCAAGAAAAAAAAUUGAAGUAUCUUUUUAGUGAUACGUUUUGUACCUAAAUAAAAAGCAAAAGAGUCA
Polypterus senegalus (gray bichir) is the source of this 3014-nucleotide messenger RNA. RefSeq names its product YTH domain containing 1 (gene ythdc1). Gene Ontology annotation, molecular function: N6-methyladenosine-containing RNA reader activity; mRNA binding. The record is from RefSeq and is a predicted model, not a curated record. Gene Ontology annotation, biological process: mRNA splicing, via spliceosome; regulation of alternative mRNA splicing, via spliceosome. The coding region runs from base 168 to 2336 and encodes 722 amino acids. Gene Ontology annotation, cellular component: nucleoplasm. Lineage: Eukaryota; Metazoa; Chordata; Cladistia; Polypteriformes; Polypteridae. The transcript has 17 exons.